AUGCAGAGCCUGCCAUAUUUCUCCUUCUAUAAGACAGUCAGCCUCUCAAUGACCUGUAAAAAACAGAAGAUAGAGCGAUCAAAAGAAAUCAAGAAAGAAAGACAAGCCAUGGAUGCCAAUGCAAUUGCUGUCAAAGAGGAAGUUCAACAAAUUGACGAUGAGCAAAAGCUUCCCCUACUCCAAGAUACACCUGAUACAGUGGACAGAAAUCCAAUACAGCAAGCCAUUAGCCAGACAUUUCAGAGCACGGCUCACUUGGCCAAGUUACUACCAACUGGAACAGUUAUGGCCUUCCAGCUUCUCGCACCAAUUUUCACAAACCAGGGUGAAUGUGAUUCAGUGAGCCAAACAAUGACUUCCAUCCUAAUUGCUCUUUGUGGGUUGUCAUCUUUCCUACUCAGCUUCACUGACUGCUUCAAGGAUGACGAUGGAAAGAUUUACUAUGGGUUUGCCACUUUCAAGGGUCUAUGGGUGAUAGAUGGGUUAGCAACACUCCCACCUGAGCUCGCUGCCAAGUACCGUCUCCGGUUCAUAGAUUUUCUGCAUGCUUUCAUGUCAGUAUUUGUCUUUGCAGCAAUUGCCUUAUUUGACAAGAACACGGUUCAGUGCUUAUAUCCAACGCCAUCAAAAGAGACUCAAGAGAUUCUAACAGCACUGCCGAUUGGAAUAGGAGUCCUUUCCAGUAUGCUGUUUGUAGUGUUCCCUACACAGCGCCAUGGAAUCGGCUUCCCCUUAACUUCUAAUUGAUCAAUUGCAUGUCAUGUCUUAAGCAUGUUUAUUUCUGCCGUGACUAAUCUCAGCUUGCCGCGACCUCAAUGCACUCAUCUAUUGUUUAGAUCUCCACUGACCUGUCUAAUGUUUCACUGAAACGUGUAUGAAUGAAAUUAAUCAUCAAUUCACAGGAAACUUGACACGAAUAUGACUCUGCAAUAGAGACAAACAGCUAAUGUGUGGUAUUGUACAGUACUCUUAUCAUUAUUAUGAAUUUUCCAUGGAAAAAGCUCACAAUUUGUCCAAAAAUGAAAGAUAACAGGAAGUUACAAUGCAAUGAAUUAAACUUCAAAAUAAAGAAAAGAAAAGGUUUUAGUCUGCAUUUCAGUUUCAAGAAAGUAUAACGAACACCUGACAACUAAGAAAACCAAUAAUCUUAUUUGUGCUGGAGAGUCACUAUAUAAUAAAGGACCCUGGAUAUUUCUUUUACGGCCACAUCCCACGAAGACACUAAUGAAUCUACAACUCUCGUCACAUUAAUUUGCAUCCAGUUCUUAACAUUCCACGGGCUCCUUUCCUUAAUUACUUUUAUAUGAUUCUGCAA
This is a messenger RNA of Beta vulgaris subsp. vulgaris (sugar beet), 1315 nucleotides long. RefSeq names its product protein DMP4-like. The record is from RefSeq and is a predicted model, not a curated record. Lineage: Eukaryota; Viridiplantae; Streptophyta; Magnoliopsida; Caryophyllales; Amaranthaceae. The coding region runs from base 1 to 747 and encodes 248 amino acids. The transcript has a single exon. Gene Ontology annotation, biological process: endomembrane system organization.